AUGUCUGGUUCUGAAGGCACACCAGGCCUGCCAGAUGUCCUGCGUGGCUCCUCUGAGUCUGGCUGCAACAUCAGUAAGACGCUAACCAGCAUACGAUGCCUCUGCUGCCAGUGCGGCGUGGCCAUCCCGCCCAACCCGGCCAACAUGUGCGUGGGCUGCCUGCGGGCCCAGGUGGACAUCACCGAGGGCAUCCCCAAGCAGGGAACCCUCCACUUCUGCAAGCAGUGCGAAAGGUAUCUUCAGCCUCCAGGAACCUGGAUUCAGUGUUCCUUAGAAUCAAGAGAGCUUCUCGCUUUGUGUCUUAAAAAAAUCAAAGCUUCGCUGAGCAAGGUCCGGCUGAUUGAUGCAGGCUUUAUUUGGACUGAACCGCAUUCGAAGAGGCUGAAGCUGAAACUGACUGUUCAGAAAGAGGUGAUAAAUGGAGCAGUUCUUCAGCAAGUAUUUGUGGUGGAAUACAUAGUUCAGUCUCAAAUGUGUGAAGACUGUCACAGGAUCGAAGCUAAGGAUUUCUGGAAAGCUGUAGUGCAAGUCAGACAAAAGACUCUGCACAAGAAGACUUUCUACUAUUUGGAGCAGCUGAUUUUAAAACACAGGCUUCAUCAAAAUACACUUCGCAUCAAAGAAAUCCACGAUGGCCUGGAUUUUUAUUAUUCUUCAAAGCAACAGGCCCAGAAGAUGGUUGACUUUCUUCAGUGUACGGUUCCAUCUAGAUCAAAAUCAUCUCAACGUUUGAUCUCACAUGAUAUUCAUAGUAAUGUCUACAAUUACAAAAGCACUUUCUCUGUGGAAAUUGUUCCAAUAUGCAAGGACAAUGUCGUGUGUCUGUCACCAAAACUGGCGCAGAGUCUUGGUAACAUGAGUCAGAUCUGUGUGUGCAUUCGAGUAACAAGUACCAUCCACCUCAUUGAUCCUACCACUCUGCAGAUUGCUGAAAUUGAUGGAAAUACCUAUUGGCGCCACCCUUUCAAUAGCCUGUUCCACCCCAAGCAACUAGAAGAAUUUAUCAUUAUGGAUAUCAAUAGGGUUCAAGAAAAGAAAAAAGGUGCAGGUGCCGGGGCAAGAUCAAACAAGCACACGCUGGCUGAAGCCUGGGUACAGAAGACCUCGGAGCUGAAUACAGAUCAUCAGUAUUUCUGCUGUACUCACUUGGGGCACAUUCUGAAUCCUGGCGACCUUGUCUUGGGAUUCGACUUGGCGAACUGCAACUUAAAUGACGAGUUUGCCAAUAAGAUGAACCCACACAAUAUUCCUGAUGUGGUAUUAAUAAAGAAGAGCUAUGACCGUACCAAACGCCAGCACCGCAGGAACUGGAAGCUGAAGGAGCUAGACAGGGACAGAGAAGGCACGGACACAGAUGAUGAAAGACAAUACCAGGACUUCCUUGAAGAUCUGGAAGAAGAUGAAGCCAUAAGGAAGAAUGUCAACAUUUACAGAAAUGCAGAUGUUCCAGUGGAGAGCGACACAGAUGAUGACGGUCCUCCACGAAUCAGUCUGGCUGAAAUGCUGGAGGAUCUCCAUAUUUCCCAGGAUGCCACUGGUGGGGAGGGAGCAAAUAUGAUGACAGAAUAA
Charadrius vociferus (killdeer) is the source of this 1569-nucleotide messenger RNA. RefSeq names its product NMD3 ribosome export adaptor (gene NMD3). Gene Ontology annotation, biological process: ribosomal large subunit export from nucleus. Gene Ontology annotation, molecular function: ribosomal large subunit binding. Gene Ontology annotation, cellular component: cytoplasm; nucleus. The record is from RefSeq and is a predicted model, not a curated record. The transcript has 15 exons. Bases 1 to 1569 code for a protein of 522 amino acids. NCBI's taxonomy places the organism in Eukaryota, Metazoa, Chordata, Aves, Charadriiformes, Charadriidae.